CAAAGGUCGCUCCUUAUAAACUCUACCAAACCCAAAGUACACACUCACUCGCACACGGCGCCGUAUUGCUCACAGCAAACCCAACCUUCUCUUUCUCUCUCUCUGCCGUUGAACAACCCUCCUUCCGCGGCUGCACCGUGCAACCUCGGUUCGAGCGGAAGACCAGAAGACCAACUACAGGAGGUGCUUGGUUGCAAAUGGCGACCACCGCAAGCCCCGACGUUGCCGAUGGCCCUGUGAUGAGCCUAAUCAACAAGCGCAUCCGCGCCUUCCGCAAAAAGAUGAACCGCAUCGUCGCCAUGGAAGAGUCCCUCUCCCAGGGAAAAACCUUGAACAAGGAGCAGGAAGAGUUUCUCCGAACCAAACCCUCCAUUCUCGCCCUCAUCGACGAGUUCGAGAAGCUUCGCCAACCCCUCGCCUCCGCGGUAGCCGAGGAACUCCAGGAAAUGGCGCCGAACGCGCGAAGCGCUGAAGCCCCAACCCAAACCCUAGCAGAAAGCUCUGGCUCGUUCGAGCAGCCGCCGCCGCAGCACUCAGGGGAGGACGUUGUCGUAGAGGACCUCCUCAAUCUGCUCUACUUUGGGUCGCUCUUCGAUGUCAAGAGCGACUUCGCCUCCACCAUGCUCACCCGGACGCACGAGCGCGGCUGCUGCCUGACCUACGACUACGUCACCGACGACGCUACCGAUCUGCUCGGCGAGAAGGACUUAGAUUCGAUCUCUGCGUUGCGUGGUCUGCUCGUCUCUCGGCCCGCCGACUCCAGCUUCUCCCACAAGAACGCGCUGCAGCGCUGCGUAGAACACGCAAAGCUGUGGCUUGCCAAGUCUGAGCAGCCCAUCGGCCCUGAUGCUGAUGCUACUUAUGUUGGAUUGCGAGAGAAGUUGAAUAAGAUAAUGUCUUCGGAGUACUUCACUACUACUCCUGAGAUGAAGGCUCCCGUUGAAGUCGCUGCGGCUGCUGCUGGGGGGAAUUACGUUUCUUUCCAUGUGCCCGUGCAUGGGUCUGUGGUUCCGGUUGAAGUGGAACAACCUGUUUAUCAGUCUCAGGAGAAGGAUGAAGCCACAAAUUUUCAAGUACAUGGAUCUGAAGAUGAUCACACUGAUCCUGAAGGAGAGCUUCAGAAGGAUGAGGUAGAAGCAGAAAAUGCAAAUGAAGUGGUGUCAAUUCAACAUGAACAGACCAACCCACAAGCGGAUGCAGAGCAGAAUGAACGAGAUUUGGAGGCAAAGGAGCAGCAGUCAUAUCCCAGGAGGGGUUAUCAGAACCAUAGAGGCGGUCGUGGUGGAGGUGGACGCAGGGGUUAUUCAAAUGGGCGUGGAGGUCGAAGUGGUGGUGGCAGAGGAGGCUACCAAAACGGGCGCAAUUCAUACUACGACCAGCCUGGAAAUUAUUAUCCAAGGAACUACUAUAACAACAGAGGAAGAGGAGGCAGAGGUGGUGGCUAUUACAGCAACCAUGGUGCGGGGGGUCAAGUUAAUCAUGUGGCAGGUGACGUGGGGGUGCAUUCAUGAUUAAUUAUGGGUUGUUUAUAGUGCUUAUUACUGUCACUAUUUAGUGGUAAACCAAUUUUUAUUCGCCUGCCAUGAAACAUGUUUUGAACAAUUUUGUUGACACUUGAAGCGUCGUCUAGAUUCCACCAUUUUGUAGUUCAGUGGUUAGUGUGGACCUUUGCCCGAAAUCUCACAGGAAGAAACUAUGCGAAUGUCUAAUGUUCUGGUUCUGGUUUUGGUUCUGGGGUCUUCUCUUCUUUAGGCAGUUAGAUGUUUCCAUUGCAUUUUUAUCAUACAGUAGGUUCUACUUCAGGGCACAAAUUGCAAAUGCAGUGCUUUGUUUGGCAUGUUUCAACUACUGUCCGUGCUGGGUUUUUCUUUUUUUUUUUCUCCUACAACAUCCAUAACGUUUUCCCAUGUUAAAUGAUACAUAGUCGUUGGAUUUGUUGGUGUGAAGAAAUAGAAAAUAGCUGAUGAUGGUUUGGAUGUGUGAA
This is a messenger RNA of Vigna radiata var. radiata (mung bean), 1984 nucleotides long. RefSeq lists its product as uncharacterized. NCBI's taxonomy places the organism in Eukaryota, Viridiplantae, Streptophyta, Magnoliopsida, Fabales, Fabaceae. The record is from RefSeq and is a predicted model, not a curated record. The transcript has 4 exons. Bases 198 to 1511 code for a protein of 437 amino acids.